This is a messenger RNA of Hyaloscypha bicolor E, 947 nucleotides long. RefSeq lists its product as uncharacterized. NCBI's taxonomy places the organism in Eukaryota, Fungi, Ascomycota, Leotiomycetes, Helotiales, Hyaloscyphaceae. The record is from RefSeq and is a predicted model, not a curated record. Bases 1 to 810 code for a protein of 269 amino acids. The transcript is spliced from 2 exons.
AUGGUGGUUUUCCGUAGUUUAGAACACAACCCUGGACUUGAAGGACAUGGAGCAGUUCAAGGGUCCCGCGAAGGCUCAGGGAGCGCAGGGGGGUCUGUUCCUUCAUCAGCGUUCGCUGGCGGGGCUGCUCGACCAGGAUGGCGCUCUUGUGAAGUGGCAGUGCGCCGGGAGAAGCUGAAGCUGUCUCAGAGAGCAGAGCGGAUGGGCCAAGCACCAGUGACGGGACCAAGGAAGCUGCAAGAAAUCCGGGGCCUUCGCGGUGGGUGGUGGCAAAAGGAAGCACAGAGCACGCAGCAGCUGUGGCUCAAGUCGUUGCUGCUCAACGUCAGAUACCACGAGCAAGCGGGGAUCGAGGGGCGUCGAGGGGGGUUGAGGGCCAAGGGGGAGGUCCAGAUCACCAGCGGCCUUGGAACCCUUUUCGCCUUCUGUGGCGUCGUCGUCUGGAAGGAAGACUUCAACCUCAUCCGACGACUGACCCACCUUCUUCGUGCUUCCCACGGCCCUGGAGCUGGCUACAGACGACGGAAACGGCUCGGCAUUGGUCCUGAAGAAGAAUUGAAUCUUUCUUUGGUGCUUCGAAAGGGAGCCACCUCACCCACCGGUCCACGGUUCACAACAAAGCUUAGAGGCAGUCCGCAAGAUUCCCAGUCAAUUGGGCUCUCACGGUGCCACAACAACAAAAUCGAGAUCCAAGGUCCCGUCAUUGCCAUGAAAAAUACGGAAAUGCGUCAUUCACGUAUGUGGCUUGCCCUUCAGUUUCGCGAGCCCGAAGGUCCGCCACCCUCGAGCUUUCAAGCUGCAACAGUGUAAUCCAAACUUAGUCUCUUUUUUGCUGAGUGGCCGUUGUGGAUUUUGGUAUUGACAUCACUACCAGCUUUUGUGUCUGUUGUGGCUACCAGUAGUAUUCAAACGUCAUCUCUAUUUUUACCGCAAGCGUUUCACGGGGC